Lingula anatina is the source of this 1582-nucleotide messenger RNA. Its product is annotated as leucine-rich repeat and death domain-containing protein 1-like. Lineage: Eukaryota; Metazoa; Brachiopoda; Lingulata; Lingulida; Lingulidae. The record is from RefSeq and is a predicted model, not a curated record.
AAUUAUCACAAUCUUUAAUCUGGAGACACUUGAAGAGCUAAACAUGUCCAAUUGCAGCAUUUCUUCAAUUCCUCUGGAUAUAACCGAGCCCAAACAUUUGAGAAAGCUUAACUUAUCCGGAAACCAGCUGACAGAGAUACCACUACCAGUAUGUAGACUCUUGACUUUGGAGGAACUCGAUCUAAAGAACAACAAAAUAACUACCGUCAGCCCACAUUUAAAAAGACUGUGCAACUUGAAAAAGCUAGACAUCUCCAGAAAUCCUUUAGAAGAAUUCCCAUUUACAAUAUUAGAGAUGAAAACAUUGGAAAAUCUUAAUUUGGCGAGUGCCAAUGUUACUACAAUCCCACAACAGAUAAACCAGUUUACAGACAUUAGUGAAAUAGACCUGUCUAAUAACCAGUUAGAGGAAUUUCCACUGUCACUGUUGGAGCUGGAAACACUCAAGGCGGUAAAGCUCUCUAACGCCAAUAUAACCACAGUGCCACCUAAGAUAACCAAACUUAAGAAUCUGAGGGAAUUGAACAUUUCCUGGAACCGGUUGGGAGAAUUUCCAACGUCGAUAUGUAAGCUGCUGACCCUGGAGACGCUUGACCUCUCCAAAAGCAACAUCACUACCGUGCACCCUGGGAUAAAACAACUUGAGAAUUUAAAGGAAUUGAACCUAUCUUUGAACCAGUUGAAAGUAUUUCCAAUGUCAGUGUGUAGGCUGGUAGCACUGGAGACCCUUGACCUCUCAAGAGCUAACUUCACGUCAGUGCCACCUCAAAUAGCACAACUAAAGAAUCUGAAGGAAUUGAACCUUUGCGGAAACCAGUUGAAAGAAUUUCCAAUGUCAAUUUGUAAGCUUGUGACACUAGAGACCCUUGACCUCUUAAAUAACAGCAUCACUACAGUGCCAACUCAGAUAGCACAACUUAAGAAUCUGAAGAAAUUGAUCCUGGGUGGGAACCAGUUGAAAGAAUUUCCAAUGUCAGUGUGUAAGCUGGUAGAACUGGAGACCCUUAACCUCUGGAGCAACAGCAUCACUACACUUCCGCCUCAGAUAACACAACUUAAGAAUCUGAAGGAAUUGAUCCUGUGUGGGAACCAUUUGAAAGAAUUUCCAAUGUCAUUGUGUAAGCUGGUGAAACGAGAGACCCUUAACCUCCGGAGCAACAGCUUCUCUACAGUGCCACCUCAGAUAACACAACUUAAGAAUCUGAAGAAGUUGCACCUGUCUGCGAAUCAGUUUACAGAAUUCCCAAUAUCAGUGUGUCAGCUGGUGACACUGGAGACCUUCGACCUCUCUCAAAGUAACAUCACUGCAGUGCCACCUCUGAUAACACAACUUAAGAAUCUGAAGGAAUUGGACCUGUCUGACAACCAGUUGAAAGAAUUCCCACUUCCAUUGUGUGAGCUGGUGAACAUGGAGAUCCUCAAACUUGAGUACAAUAGAAUCAGCCAAGUCCCACCAGGGAUUAAACAACUACAAAUGCUCACAUAUUGUUAUUUGGGUCACAAUAAAUUGGACCAGCUGCCCCCUGAUGUACGUCUCCUGUCUAAACUCAAGAAAUUUGGUUUGGAAAAAAAAACGAACUAA